AUGUUGGAGCAAACAACUCUGGAAUGUGUCAAAAUCUCUAAAGGGAACCAUACAGACCAACAAGAGCGUCGAGCUGGCAGCCAUCAGCGAGGAAAAUCUCAAAAUCUACAGUCUAAACGACGGAGGCUACAACAUUUACACCGACUCGGCCUACGGUCUCAACUUCGUCAAAAGGGGUGUGUACAGUACCUGAACUGGCAAAGGAAUGGAUGGACCAACAGCAGGGGUCUACAUGUUGCAAACCAAGACCUGAUCCAGUCCAUUUUGACGCUGAGAAGAAGAAAUGCUGUCGAGAUGUUUGCAUCCUGA
Messenger RNA from Yarrowia lipolytica CLIB122, 309 nucleotides. NCBI's taxonomy places the organism in Eukaryota, Fungi, Ascomycota, Dipodascomycetes, Dipodascales. The record is from RefSeq and is a predicted model, not a curated record.